Geodia barretti is the source of this 905-nucleotide messenger RNA. Lineage: Eukaryota; Metazoa; Porifera; Demospongiae; Tetractinellida; Geodiidae. The record is from the annotation of a GenBank genome assembly.
CUCUCUCUCUCUCUCUCCUUUUCUCCCAACAACAACAGACAGAGCACGAGGAGUUGUAUUAACACGCAUGCGCGGGUUCUGAGCCACGCCCCCUACAGCUGGCUGCACCGCCCUUUCGAUCGACUGCACAAACCAGGCAAGGAGGACACCCCGAGCAAGCAAGGACACACUGCCGAGAAGAUGAGUUCGGUGAAGGUUGCGGUGGUGACAGGCUCUAACAAGGGAAUAGGUCUGGCUAUUGUCAGAUCUCUGUGCAGACAAUACGACGGAGCUGUCUACCUCACAGCCAGGAAUGAAGAGCUCGGUCAGCAAGCAGUCAAGAAACUGGAAUCAGAGGGGUUAAAACCGAAAUUCCACCAGUUGGACAUCGAUUCACCUGAAUCCAUCGAACGUUUAAAGAAUUACCUCUCCUCUACUUACGGGGGUCUCGAUGUGCUCAUCAACAAUGCCGCCAUAGCGUACAAAAUGGCUUCCACUGCUCCCUUCCUCGAGCAAGCCACAAACACCGUUCGAAUCAAUUUUACUGGAACUCUGAACAUUAAACGCGCCCUUCUCCCGCUCGUUCGUCCCCACGGUCGAAUCGUAAACGUGUCUUCGAUGGUAUCCAAACUAAGUCAAGUCAGCUCUGAGCUCCAGAAGAAGUUUUCGGAUCCGAAACUUACAGAGGGGGAGCUGGUGGCGCUGAUGAAGCAGUUUGUUGAUGAUGUGACCGCGGGUAGCCACAAGGAGAAGGGAUGGUCCAACUCUGCCUAUGCGACCUCUAAACUUGGAGUUACAGCUCUGACUAAGGUACAUGCCCGUGAGAUCGCGUCCAGUGGGAAGGAAGACGUGUUGAUGAACAGCUGCUGUCUUGGAUGGGUGAGUAUUAUAGUAGCAAGUGUCAGCACAGUAAGCUAGGCACUGGG